UUGACAGUCUUUAUUUAACGCCAAAAUGAUGGUUUGCCCUUGCGCAAGCUGUUAGUAAAUCUGGCAGUCCAGAUGAAAUGCAAUCCACUUUGCAGAAAGUGUUGACAUUCAUAAUGUGUGAAUAUUGUGAGAUAAAUCAAUAAUCCUAAGAUCCCACGACAGAAAGCAUCAACAUUUAUUUUCAAUCCUUAUGAUAUUAAUAUUGUCUACUUACUCUGCAGUGUGAUAUUAAUGGAUGAUGUUGUCUUUGCAGGAGCUGUUUGACAUUAUUUUAGAUGAGAAUCAGUUGGAGGACGCCUGCGAGCACAUGGCAGAUUAUCUGGAGGCGUACUGGAAAUCAACUCAUCCUCCCAGCGUCCCACAGAGUCAUCUACUGUUAGAGCAACAUAACACAGAGACUGAAACCACUGAUGGACCACAACCUUCAUCCAACCUGAAACUAAAGGAUGCAGGGGGAGAUCAGAGACCACUGAACGACAGUAGGGGUUUACAUGAAGACCACCACCACCAUCAUCAUCAUCAUCACCAGACUCAGAAAUCAGGAAGUUUAGAAAGUCCCGAUGACACCAUAGAGGAACCUCAAAACAACACAGAGCAGCAACCGUCACAGAGUGAAUGGAGGACACAACACAUCCAUCAUUGCUCUUCAUCCACACGGACUGAACGUCACAAUCAUCACCGCCAUCAUCACCGCCGGACCACGUGGACGCUUUCUCGACAAGAGACGUGGAGACCAAUGAACCUCAUCAAACAGAGGAGGAGGAGCUUCAAACCAAUCGCCAUCAUCAUCAUCACCAUCAUCAUCAUCGCGGAGACAAAGAGAAAGAGUUCGACCACAACGAGAAGAACAGCAGACAUAGAGGACAACAGAAAUCACAACGAGAACUUGAGCGUAUGA
Molecule: messenger RNA, 898 nt
Organism: Paramisgurnus dabryanus
Lineage: Eukaryota; Metazoa; Chordata; Actinopteri; Cypriniformes; Cobitidae
Source: RefSeq, a predicted model, not a curated record